GCAAAAAUGUAGUCCAUCAGUUGUCAGUAAGUUUAGAAGAUAUGUAUAAUGGUGCAACAAGGAAACUUGCACUGCAGAAGAAUGUUAUCUGUGACAAAUGCGAAGGUCGUGGUGGCAAGAAAGGUGCAGUAGAAUGCUGCCCUAAUUGCAGAGGCACAGGCAUGCAAAUCAGAAUUCACCAGAUUGGCCCAGGAAUGGUGCAACAAAUCCAGUCCGUGUGUAUGGAGUGUCAGGGGCACGGGGAGCGUAUCAGCCCCAAGGACCGGUGUAAGAGCUGCACUGGCAGAAAAAUUGUUAGAGAGAAGAAGAUACUAGAAGUUCAUAUUGACAAAGGAAUGAAAGAUGGUCAGAAAAUAACAUUCCACGGUGAAGGGGACCAAGAACCAGGACUAGAGCCAGGGGACAUUAUUAUUGUCUUGGAUCAAAAAGAUCACUCUGUAUUUACAAGACGAGAUGAAGACCUCCUUCUGUCUAUGGAUAUUCAACUGGUUGAAGCACUAUGUGGCUUUCAAAAGCCUAUCACAACACUGGAUAAUAGAACUAUUAUUAUUACCUCCCAUCCUGGCCAGGUUGUCAAGCAUGGGGCUAUUAAGUGUGUGUUGAAUGAAGGUAUGCCAAUUUAUCGCAGACCAUACGAAAAAGGACGCCUGAUCAUAGAAUUCAGGGUGAACUUCCCAGAAAGUGGCUUUCUCUCCUCAGAUAAGCUGUCUUUACUUGAAAAACUGCUACCUACAAGGCAGGAAAUAGAAGAAACUGAGGAAAUGGAACAAGUGGAUUUAGUAGACUUUGAUCCAUCUCAAAAAAGAAAACACCACUAUAAUGGAGAAGUCUAUGAAGAUGAUGAGCAUCACCCUAGAGGCGGAGUUCAAUGCCAGACUUCGUAAAUGGGCCAGUUAAUAACUUGUGAUGCUUUUUUUGUAUGCGUUAGUGGAUGAGUGAAGGACUACAAGCAGUUCAUGCUCACUCCCUGCUAUUUGUUGUUCUAUCCAGCCAUAGUUGUUUCUAAAAGCAGAAAGAAAUAAACUAAGUAAUUAAACUGAGUUUUCAAUUUGUAUAAAGCUCCAGGUUGUAAGCUCGAAUGAGGUUGAUUGCACUUCACCCCUGCCUCUUGGUCCAGAAAACUCCCCUACCUGCUUGUCUUUUAUUCCAAGCCUUGUAAUUCCUAUAUGUGUGCAAUUGCCCAGGCUUAAUUUAAGGUUCUGUGAUGUUUUUAGGAAUUCUAGAUCUUGUACUCCGCUAAUAAAGUAUGCAUAAGUACUUAUAAUUCAUUAUAAGAUACAGUUAAGUUUUGUACCACUUAGGAUAACA
Molecule: messenger RNA, 1308 nt
Organism: Mesitornis unicolor (brown roatelo)
Lineage: Eukaryota; Metazoa; Chordata; Aves; Mesitornithiformes; Mesitornithidae
Gene: DNAJA1
Product: DnaJ (Hsp40) homolog, subfamily A, member 1
Exons: 6
Biological process (GO): protein refolding
Cellular component (GO): cytosol; cytoplasm
Molecular function (GO): Hsp70 protein binding
Source: RefSeq, a predicted model, not a curated record